AUGGCUGGGGAGUUUGACUACGAGGUAUCUCGUAAAAUAUGGGAAGCGGCAGUACCUAUCGAAUUCCAAGUGGAGCGUGAUGAUGACUCUGGUGACACGUGCCGGCCAUGUUAUGCUAUGCUUCCACGAUGCAGUUAUUUCUGUCUUCACCUUACUAGGAUACUCGAACAAGUCAGAGCUCGUGAGGAAAGUGUGAAAUUAGAAGCGGACAAAGUGUGGCUAGAAUGUGCUGGCGUUCCAUUGAAGACCUAUUAUCCCGUUGGUGUACUGUUUGAUUUGUAUAAGUCUCCUGAUACGCCUACAGUAACGGUAUUAAUAAAAACUACUCCUCGUCCGGAGGGAGUAUCUUUGGUGUCAAAAGACACAAUGGAAGCGAUGUUCAUGCAAUCCUUGAAAGAAGCAAAUUACCUGAAACGUCCGAAAGAUCAGAUAAUUAGUACCAUGAAAAUUGACGAACAUAAGCAACUCUGGUCAGGACUUAUUCACGAUCGCUUUGAUGACUUCUGGAGUAUCAAUCGACGGCUCAUGGAGUGUACCGAAGAGCGGCCAUUCCAUGACAUUCCCAUUCGCCUUUACGUCACCGGACAGCCAUUCCGUCAAAUACCGCAACCACCCUUCGACGAGAAUGGCGAGCCUCGACUUCUUUCACACGCACUAACUUCACUUUCAUCUGAUCUUGUGGAAAACGGGAAAUAUCGAUUUAUAUCUCACGGUAUCACUUUGCCACUGGAAACACCUCUGAUUUAUUUAGGCAAGAAUUUUGCGUAUCCUGAUAAUUUUGUGCAUGUGUGUGCUGUUCUUGACAACAGCUCCUGA
This is a messenger RNA of Cooperia oncophora, 816 nucleotides long. The record is from the annotation of a GenBank genome assembly. NCBI's taxonomy places the organism in Eukaryota, Metazoa, Nematoda, Chromadorea, Rhabditida, Trichostrongylidae.